Molecule: messenger RNA, 1568 nt
Organism: Ornithodoros turicata
Lineage: Eukaryota; Metazoa; Arthropoda; Arachnida; Ixodida; Argasidae
Product: chitinase-3-like protein 1
Exons: 5
Coding region: 54-1472 (472 amino acids)
Biological process (GO): carbohydrate metabolic process; chitin catabolic process
Cellular component (GO): extracellular region
Molecular function (GO): chitinase activity; chitin binding
Source: RefSeq, a predicted model, not a curated record
CUUCGUUGAUCAGCGUAAAACGUUCACAUUGCGUCAUCCGCCAAACAGGAACCAUGAGUACCGCGCCUACUGUGAUUCCAGCUGUCCCUGAAUGCGACUUUGAAAUGGGCGCUAGAAAACCGAAGCAUCGGGCGGCCAGACGGCAAGUUAGCGAACGGACUUUCCUUGGUAGGAACCUCACCACCUGGCAACCCUCAUCUGCCUUGCUACGCAAAGAGUUCCUGAAUAUCAUGUUCAUUACGGCUGCUGUAUUCACCAUCACCGGUGCUGUGGUCGCUGUGCGGUCCGCCUUCGGGUCAGAGUCUGAGGAGGCCUGGGCAGUUCCCAUGGAGGAUGACCUGCAAGCGGGAAGGAAGCGGAUUUACUGCUUCUUCAACCAUAGCGCGUACCGAAGGCCGGAGCCUAUGACCUUCACGGUGGACAACGUUCAGGUGGAACACUGUGACGACAUCGUCUACACUUUCCUCGGGAUCGACCCUGCUGCCGCUAAUAUCAUCAGCAAGGACCCAAAGUACGACGUCCAUCUGGAAGGCAUCCGCAGGUUCGCCAAGCUUCGCGAACGGGAUGUCAGCCUGGUUAUCUGGGCUGCCCUGGGAGGAAGCCGCACCGACAACGACGCUUUCAACAAGAUCGCCAGUGUCCGUCGAAGCAGGGUAGAGUUCGCAGAAAACUCUGCGAGGUGGCUUCAGCAAUACGGUUACGACGGGAUAAUACUCUACUGGAUAUAUCCUUUGGGGGACACAGAAAGAUCAAACUUCGGCAGCCUGAUUAAGUCCGUCAAGAAGCGUCUGUCAGCAGAAGGCCUCAGGUUAGCCGUUGUCGUGCCUGGAGACAAGACACUUAGAAAGGCUGGCUUCGACGUUCGAGAAUUAGCUCAGACAGUCGACGUGAUCUUCGUUGACACUCACCGCACGGUUGACCCCAGCACGUUCCCGGUGACGACGUUUUUCAGUCCUCUUCGCGUGAAGACUCAGGCAAAGCGCCUGGGGCAGACGGGGUUGUCGUACGUUCUGGGCGAUCUGUCCGUCGAGGUUAACCAGAUGGAGAAGGUGGUCUUUGGACUGACCCUCGCUGGUGUCACGUUCACUCUUAAGGAUCCUAGCAAGAAUAAGGCCGGGGACCCAGUGAAAGGUCCAGGAAACCCCGGUGUAUUCACCAAGGAGCCAGGUCUGUUGGGCCACUUCGAAAUCGAUCAGCUUCUGGCGCACGAUCUGAGCUGGUCCCGACAAUUCGACCGCGUAAGCCAGUGUCCAUACUUGGUGAGCGGAGACCAGUGGGUGGGCUUCGAAGACGACGUCUCACUACAGAGCAAGUCGCACCUGGUCCUGUUCACCGGGGGCAUAGCCGUGUGGGACAUCUCCAUGGAUGACUUCCGCGGCUCUUUGGGGAAACCACUGCUGGCGAGGGCCAGAGACAUCUUCUUGAGGAACCACACUCUGGGAAGGACGUACCCAUCGAGGAAGAAAGGAUAACAAAAUUUUAUCACGAUAUAUCGUUUAUAUUUAAAAUGCGCUCAAACAGCGUGCAUUCUUUUAAGCUACCAAAGCAAAAUAAAGAAUGAGUCGUCA